GACCCCGCGGGGCGGGGCGGGGCGGGUCCAUCCGGGGGCAAAUGGCGGCGCUUCCGCUGCGUGCGGUGGGUGGUGGGAGCGGGUCGGGACCCGCCGGGCUGGGGCCGCAGGAUGAACUACAUGCCGGGCACCGCCAGCCUCAUCCAGGACAUCGACAAAAAACAUUUGGUCCUCCUUCGAGAUGGUAGAACGCUGAUAGGAUAUUUACGAAGCAUCGAUCAGUUUGCAAACUUGGUAUUACACCAGACGGUGGAGCGCAUUCACGUGGGCAAAAAAUAUGGUGACAUCCCUCGAGGCAUCUUUGUCGUGCGAGGCGAGAACGUUGUCCUGCUGGGGGAAAUAGACCUGGAGAAGGAGAGUGACACGCCUUUGCAGCAGGUGUCGAUCGAGGAGAUCCUGGAGGAACAGCGAGUGGAACAGCAAGCCAAGCAGGAAUCGGAGAAGCUGAAAGUGCAGGCACUUAAGGAGCGGGGUCUUUCAAUCCCACGGGCAGACACUCUAGAUGAGUAUUAGAUGUUCUGCCCAUUGGACAAUUUGCUCUGUCCAAGCAAGCAGAGCGCUUUGCAUUUAGACCACACUUGGCUAGAGGGUGUGUAGGUCUGUUUGAAAGGCUGUUUUUUGUUUGGUUGGUUUUUUUAAUUUUGGGCUUAUGUUUUUCAUGGCACAGAUACACUAUUAAAAUCAUGUUAUUGUUUUCACAAAAUCAUUGUUUAUGAAGAAUGAAGGUGUCUGACUAGCCUUUAACAUACCCACAUGUGAUGGUGCAGUUUAAAGUGUGUGUGCAUGGAGAGAAACCUUUUUUUUUUUUCUUUUUCUUUUUUUUCCCCCUUCAAGUGAUUUUUGGGGAAACUGCUCCUCAACAUGUAAAUAAAACCUGGAUCCGGACAAUGUAAUCAAUAGUGACCUGUACUGGAAUCUGCUUUUCUUGGGCUGUAUCUAUAUGGAACAAACAGAACAUGGUGCUGAUCACAAACGGGAUCUUACGCCCCCACCACUCCCUUCUGACCUAGAGGGUUUCUCGUGUCAAAGUCCAGGGAGGGCUGAGGAACCAAUGCAAAUUGGAGCAUGUUUCCUUCUGGCUUAGUGGAGGGGGUGGGAGUGGGGCACUUCCUGGUUAUCAGCAGAAAGCUGGAACCUGUCUGUCUCUGACUGGGCCUUGCAAGUAUGAACCAUCCCUUCGUCAUUAAAUCAGGCUCUGUAACAGACAAGACAAGGCAUCCACUAGCUCUCUCCAUUAGCUCCCUCUAACCUGGCUCUGUGCGGUCCACCCUACUUCUUUCCUUUUAACAAGAAACUGGAACAGGAUUUGCUACAUGAUACACACCUACUGUUCCUGUGCUGAACUACUCAGUUUUGCCCAGAGCAGGCACUAGAAUGGGCUUGCAAUGGCAGAGAGGACACCUGUCUUAAUGCUGAAUUGGCCAGAAUGCUCUUAGAUAUCUCAGGCUGUAUCACUCAGCAUGUCAGUGAUGUUACAAGACCUCAUCCAUUCUGCAGUGAAUGGUAAUUUGUCAGCAAGAGUAAGGUUUUGCUGGGGGCAGCUUGUAAAGCUCUUCACUUGAUCUCCACAAAGGUAAAACCGGCUUCUGGUGCAGUGAAAUGAUCAGUUAUUGCCUCCCCCUUGAGCUGCUUCUCAGAGGCUUAUGUGCUGUUCCUCUGGAGGGGCGUUAGAGCCGGAAGACUUAUUUUAUUCAUGGAGGUAAAUAUGUGAUGCAAACUGAUUCUCAUCCCCUUCACUGGGAACUGUAUAGGCACUAUGCACAGAGCUUCCUGUGAGAGGACUUCAUGGUAUUGUGUUAAAAUCAGUCUGGCCGUGAGAGUUACUGUAAUUGCUGCUUUGUACCCCUCUCCUAGUGCUUGUGCUAGAACAAUCCAGCAGCA
Messenger RNA from Mauremys reevesii (Reeves's turtle), 1881 nucleotides. It is a transcript of the gene LSM1, whose product is annotated as LSM1 homolog, mRNA degradation associated. Gene Ontology annotation, cellular component: P-body; Lsm1-7-Pat1 complex. Gene Ontology annotation, biological process: deadenylation-dependent decapping of nuclear-transcribed mRNA. The record is from RefSeq and is a predicted model, not a curated record. NCBI's taxonomy places the organism in Eukaryota, Metazoa, Chordata, Testudines, Geoemydidae. Gene Ontology annotation, molecular function: RNA cap binding. The transcript is spliced from 4 exons. Bases 112 to 513 code for a protein of 133 amino acids.